AUGGCUGUCAGACCCUCAACCGCUCGAAGCGAAAUCUCCUCUGCCAUCUCUGAAGAUGGGUACGGAUCCAGACCCCAGUCAGGUGUCCCUCUUCCUGCGCUGCCCAACCCCCCCUCUUCACAACAUGGUUACGCGCAUCUAAGAGGUAUCACGCAACCUACAAACCGCUCGAUAAGGAGCAAUCCCUCACCGGCCACUCCUGCCGCGCCCUCCAGUACCGCUGGCUCGAGUCGGCCACAGAGCCCUGUCUCUCAGGGGAGUCGCACCCAUGUUCCCUCGUUAACGGCGCAAGGCUUCUUCAAGCCGAUGAGCUCCCAAAGAUUACAAGCACAAAGAUUGAGGAGGCCUCUCGGCGCUAGAACAAUGCAGCCGCCGGCGCCAAUUCCAGAUGGUGAUGUUGAUGAAGAUGCUCGAAGUGUUGCGUCGAGCAGACAAGGCCCGUUCCAUGCGAUGCCUAGGAGCCAUCGUCCUGCUCCAUCCAUCACGACGGAAUAUACCCAAUCGGAAGCGCCAGAUACCGCCGAUGCCGCAUCUCCCGAUUUUGCUUCUCAGAAUGACGGCGACACGCAGCUCGUCAAUGGUGUCAACUCUCAGAAACCGCGUCGGCCAUCUCGGUUAAAUAUCGCGACCACUCUCAAGGCUGGUGAUCCGCCUCAGAAGUCACCGCUGUCUUUCCGUUCAGGAUUGAGCCUAGCAAGCAAGCACCGCUUGGAAUCAGGACACCUGCAUCUGUCCUCCAAUGCCACAUCUCCCGCAUAUCCACCGGAUACUAAUACCGAGGUCGCGGUAAAGAGUGCCCUGGGCAAGAAUUAUGAGUAUUUUGAGGGUAAUACGAUCUUUUGGCUGGGAGGGCGUGUUCAAAACGCUCGAGAUCGUCCCAUCAAUAUCGCCACGGGCAUACUCUUAGUUCUGCCAGCGAUCUUGUUCUUCGUUUAUUCGUGA
Molecule: messenger RNA, 942 nt
Organism: Fonsecaea nubica
Lineage: Eukaryota; Fungi; Ascomycota; Eurotiomycetes; Chaetothyriales; Herpotrichiellaceae
Exons: 1
Coding region: 1-942 (313 amino acids)
Source: RefSeq, a predicted model, not a curated record